GAGCAGGCAGAUCUGAUGACUUGUCUUCCCACUGGGGCUCAUACAGUACAGGGCUGGGUGCUGGAUGGGUUUCCCUGCACAAGAGAGCAGGGUUUACUGCUACAGAUGAAUGGCUCCUCUCCUGAUCAUGUUGUGUUGCUGGAAGCCCCAGAUAUUGUCCUUAUUGAGCGAAAUAUGGGAAAGAGAGUUGACCCCACUACUGGAGAGGUCUACCAUACAACCUUCGAUUGGCCAGAUGACCCAGAAGUUCAGAAAAAUUUAGUGGAACCAGAAGGAAUCUCAGAGGAGGAAACCGGGCAG
Messenger RNA from Staurois parvus, 300 nucleotides. The record is from the annotation of a GenBank genome assembly. NCBI's taxonomy places the organism in Eukaryota, Metazoa, Chordata, Amphibia, Anura, Ranidae.